This is a messenger RNA of Saccostrea cuccullata (small rock oyster), 1817 nucleotides long. Its product is annotated as endonuclease 8-like 3. The record is from RefSeq and is a predicted model, not a curated record. Gene Ontology annotation, molecular function: zinc ion binding; damaged DNA binding; DNA-(apurinic or apyrimidinic site) endonuclease activity. The transcript is spliced from 10 exons. The coding region runs from base 1 to 1713 and encodes 570 amino acids. Gene Ontology annotation, biological process: base-excision repair. Lineage: Eukaryota; Metazoa; Mollusca; Bivalvia; Ostreida; Ostreidae.
AUGGUUGAAGGCCCAGGUUGUAAACUUAAAGGAGAGAAAAUAAAAUCAAAGCUUAUGAACCAGACAGUAAAAUCGGUUUCUGGAAACGCUGUGGACAGGGAGAAAAAACCAAAGAAAGGCAAAACAGACUCACAGUUUGAUGUGCUCAUAGGAAAAACAUUGACAAAAGUUCAGACUCUUGGGAAGGAGCUUUUUAUGUACUUUGGAGAAAUAUGUUUAAGGGUUCAUUUUCUGAUGGCUGGGUCAUUUCGUGUAAAUGGACAGGCUCUGGACAAAGAUUACGGGAAACUGACCGAGACGCCUUCCUUACAAGUGGACUUCUCUUCAGAUGUACUGACAUUUUACAAGUCUGCAGUACAAAUCAGAGAGUCGGAGUCUUGCAGCACCAGGUAUGAUAAUCUUCAUGACCUUGACAUUUGCUCCCCAGUAUUUAACCACCAGAGGGCCGUAACCUUGGUGAUGGAGCAGUGUGAUCGUCAGGUGUGUGAUGUACUGCUGGAUCAGACCAUUCUCCCAGGGGUCGGAAAUAUCAUAAAAAAUGAGGCAUUAUUUGACAGUGGUAUCAAACCAAGUUCAAAGGUCCAGGAACUUUCUAAGGAGCUGAUUUCACACCUUGUAAAAAUGACACGAGAUUUUUCACUAAUUUUCUACAAGUGUAGAAAAACAGGCACCAAUUUGAACCAGUAUAUGAAGAUAUACAACAAGCGCAAGUGUAGCCAGUGUGAAGGAAAAGUGACAAUAACUCGUACGGGAGAAGACAGUGAACGAAUGACCCACUAUUGUCCUAUUUGUCAGACCAACACACUGAAAUCAACUGUCAAAAUUCAUCCAUCUAAAAACAGUCUGCUGGGAUGGGUUCAGACAGCCAAUCAGAAAGCUGAAGGAAAUACAGCCAAUCAGAAAGAAGACGGAAAUACAACCAAUCAGAAACCAGAGGAUGAUUGGACUUGCCGGGUUUGCACACUGAUAAACAAAGGGUCACAUAUCAGUUGCGAGGCUUGUCAAACAGAAAGAAAAUGUGAAAUUUCUGGUACUGCAGUAUCAGAUUUGAAGAGGAAAUUAUCAACAGAUGCCGAUGACCAGACCACAAAAAGAAUCAAAAGAAAUGAAAAUACUUGUAGAGCGAAGACUUUGACCAACAGUAAGGUUUUUAAUCCAACACAAUGUCAAAAGAGCAACCACUCUCAAGCAAAUAGAAAAACCACUCUCUCCUCUCCUCAUUUUGAUUCUGCAGCAUCUCAAAACUUAAAGGCUGCUCAUGAAAAUAAACUGGUGCACCCACAAAAUCUGAUCAAUUCAUUACAUGGUAACAAACAUCUUAAAGAUAAUAAAAGAGACAGUAAAGCAUCAGUGCAACAGAGACCAUCAUCACAGGCUAUGGAAUUGGGUACCAGUAAAAUCCCAGUUGGUCAGAGUACCAGUAAAAUCCCGCUCUGUCCAGGUCACAGUAAGCCCUGCUCCAUGACGCAAACUAGGAAGAAGGGAGAUAACUUCCUCCGAUGGUUCUUUACAUGUGGGGUCUAUCCAAGGGCUAAGCAGUGCAAGUUCUUUAAGUGGGCUGAUGAAAGUUUUCCUAUCUGUCCAACCCAUGGAAAACCAGCCGCAUUCAGAACAGUCCUAAAAGAGGGACCAAACAAUGGAAAAAAAUUCUUUGCUUGUCCACUACCAAAACAGAAGCAGUGCGGAUUCUUUGAGUGGGCGGAAGGUUUCUAAUUUUUGAAGAAAAAGAAGACUCUGUGUUUUUGUGAUAAACAAUGUACACCGAUACAUUGUGUGGCUUUCCAUUAAAUGUUUGGAUGUGCAAUAAAAUUUUUACU